Ciona intestinalis (vase tunicate) is the source of this 4561-nucleotide messenger RNA. Lineage: Eukaryota; Metazoa; Chordata; Ascidiacea; Phlebobranchia; Cionidae. The record is from RefSeq and is a predicted model, not a curated record.
GCUCACUUGUUUAGAAGAAAUUGUCAAGGAAUUGGAUUGCAUAUUUGACACGAAAAGAACUGUGGGAAAACGCUUACGGCUUCAUAUUUUUUUUAACUGUUGUAACAUGCGAUGUAAGAUUUAGGUUGUUAUUUCACCAAUAAAUGGAGCACUAUUAAUGAGAUCAUCAGAUAUCAACAACAACACACUGUACAUGAGAACGGAGGAUCAGAAACUCUAUAGUUAAGCUGAUAAAUUCAAGUUGAUGUGACUUGGCUUGCAGCACUAAUGGUGGAAUCAGAGGAUUUCCCACAAUGUGGGUUUAACCUGCUUGAAACAAGCGUUUGUGGUGAACUGGUUGUUACCAAGUCAAACUGCAACAAUGACAGUCUUACAUGCCAGUCAUUACUCUUGCCUAUUGCUGACCUCCCAGUGUUGAAAUCUGCAACUCAAGAAGUGGUUGAAACAUGCCUCAAUCUUGAGGAGCUUGCGAUAUUUCACAGGCGCAAUACUCAAACAAUAUGGCCAAAAGAGAAUGAUUUAAGUGCUGUCUAUUCUUUGGAGCAAUGCCCACCAUCCAGUACACUACAGGUGGAAAGAAAUGAAACAACUGGAGAAAUUCUUGGUGUGUUUGAAGAGGAUAUUCACUCUGGUAUUAACCUGACAGCAAAAAACGCUUGCACAAUGGCGCGCGCUCCUGGUGCGCCAGUUGACCGUACUAGAGGGUCAAGCAACAAUUUCCCUUUUUGGCCUGGGGGUAUGGAAGAGCCAAAUGCAGAUGAAUUGAUUUCAGUUACAAAAUCAGAAGGCGAAGAAAUUGAUUUUCAGAGUGAUCUGUUAUCAUGCCCUGCGGGGUUUGAGACAGGCGUCACAUUUGAAGCGAAUCAAAUUGGACAAGAACACAAGUUAAAUAUGUCUGACAUCUUUGAUCAAUAUGCAUUUGAAGAAUUGGGUUCAAUACCUGAGCCAAAGGUUGAAGUUGUUCCUAAAGAACAAAGUGACAAACCAUUAGUUAAUAUGGAAAAUGAAACCGUCGACAAGCUUUUACCAUCUCUUAACCUAAAAUCCACACGUAGUCCUAGUGAAAACAUUGCUAUGCCAGGAGAUAAGCCCUUAAGUGAAGAAAAAUGGGCAUAUAAAGUUGAUAUAGAUACCUCAGUUACCAAUUUUCACCAACAAGUGCCUGUUAUGGCAAGAACAUGGCCAUUUGAAUUAGACACCUUUCAAAAACAAGCGGUUUUAAAGCUGGAAGACCGUAAAAGUGUGUUCGUUGCCGCUCAUACAUCAGCAGGCAAAACAGUAGUAGCCGAAUAUGCCAUUGCUCUGUCUGCAAAGCACAUGACAAGAGUGAUAUACACAAGUCCGAUCAAAGCACUGUCAAAUCAGAAGUUUCGUGAUUUUAAACAAACUUUUAGUGACGUUGGUUUGAUAACAGGCGAUGUGCAAAUUAACCCUGAUGCAUUUUGCUUGAUAAUGACGACAGAAAUUUUAAGGUCUAUGUUGUAUAAUGGCUCUGAUACAAUUAGAGACCUGGAGUGGGUCAUUUUUGAUGAGGUUCACUACAUAAAUGACUCUGAAAGAGGGGUAGUAUGGGAAGAAGUCCUCAUCAUGCUGCCUGUGCAUUGCAAUGUUGUUUUGCUCAGUGCUACUGUACCAAACACCAUGGAGUUUGCUAAUUGGAUUGGGCGCACUAAGCAGAAGAAAAUCUAUGUCAUCAGCACGCAAAAGCGACCGGUGCCUCUUACUCAUUACCUUUACACAGGCAACAGUAACAAAACAAAUGAUCAGAUGUUUUUGAUUGUUGACUCAAACCGAAAAUUUGACACAGCUGGAUAUCAAAAAGCUCUAACUGCGAGGACUGAACGGUCAAAUAAACAGCAAAAAACUGGAGCAAAAGUUCAACGAAUCACGAACCCUGCUUCUGACAAAGGGAUCUGGCUCUCUCUACUUAACAGGCUGUGUAAGUUAAACCAACUCCCAGUUGUGGCUUUUACAUUUUCAAGGAAGAGGUGCGAUGAAAAUGCAGCUUUGCUUUCCUCUCUUGAUCUUACUAGCACUCAAGAAAAAAGUGAGAUUCAUAUUUUUGUGAAUAAGUGUGUGAAAAAGUUAAAAGGGAGUGACCAGAACCUCCCGCAAGUUCAACAAAUGAGUGAACAGCUACAACACGGUAUUGGUGUUCACCACAGUGGGAUUCUACCAAUCUUAAAAGAAGUGGUUGAAAUGCUGUUUGCUCGGGGAUUGGUAAAGCUUCUUUUUGCCACCGAAACAUUCGCAAUGGGUGUUAACAUGCCGGCAAGGACUGUUGUAUUUGACAGCCUUCGAAAACAUGACGGUACGAAAAUGAGAAAUCUUCUGGCUGGAGAGUAUAUACAAAUGGCUGGAAGGGCAGGUAGAAGAGGGCUGGAUGAUGUCGGAAAUGUCAUUAUUCUCUGCAAGGGCCAGGUUCCGGAGAUGGCUGAGCUGCAAAUAAUGAUGCUUGGAAGACCUACCAAGCUGGAAUCUCAGUUCCGCCUCACUUACGGGAUGAUCCUCAACCUCCUCCGUGUAGAACAGCUGAGAGUGGAAGAAGUGAUGAAAAGAAGCUUCUCCGAGUUUGGUUCCAGAAAGAAUUCGAAAGCCCGAGAACAAAGAGUACGAGAACUGAAUGUUCAAAUGAAGAGAGGUGAGGAGAUGAGGGAGUUAAUUGAAACCACUGAUUAUGAAGAUUACCUUAACACCUGCCAAGAACUCCUCAGGUUAAGGAAGUCCGUGUACAAGCAGGUUCUAUCAAGCCCAUCUUCAACUAAACUAAUCCACCCUGGACGAAUUGUGGUGCUGUCAUGCUCACCUUACCAGCAACACCUGGCCGUCACUCUCAAAGUAAACACCUCACGGGUAGAAAAGUAUUUUACUGUGAUGGUGCUGACAGAAAAGGAGCCACCCAAGACUGAUAUAAACUGCUGGGAUCCAAGGUACAUAAUGGGCCAACUGCUCACUGUGCCUGUGUCUACUCCAUGUGAGAAAUUGCUUGAAAUAACCAUUGAUGAUAUACUGGUUAUUACGAAUAAAAAACUUAAAAUUCAAUCUGAUCGUAUUUUUGAAGAUUGCAAAAGAAGGGAAAUACCUCGGUUCAGCUCAGAUUUACCGGACAAAGCAACUGGUAUCGCUCUUCAAGAACUUUUACGCAUUCUUCAGUCUAAAGACUGUGGUCAAGUGGAUCUAAGAGCUGAUCUUGGUGUAAACGAAAUAGAUAUGGUAGAAAACAUUCUUAGCAUGAAUUCCUUAAUAGAUUUAGUAACCUCAGCAUUUCAAUGCGUUUCCUCCCCUUUGUUUAACACCCAAGUACACGAAGUUGCUGCGUUUGUUCAACUUAAGAAAGAACUGAACGAUCUAAAGUAUCUACUCAGCGAAAAAAGUCUGCUUCUCCUGCCAGAAUUCAAGCAAAGAAAGUUAGUUCUAAAACAGUUACGUUACAUCGAUUUUGGUGGAGCUGUUCAGUUAAAAGGCCGAGUCGCUUGCGAAAUUUCGUCUCAUGAAAUAGUUCUCACUGAGAUCAUAUUUGAAAACGUCUUCUCCACCAUGGAACCGGCUGAGAUCGUCGCUCUUCUAUCUUCAGUUGUCUUCCAGCAAAGAGUCGACAUGGGCGAUGUCACUCUUACCCCAAACUUAAAGGAAGGCAUGAACAAAAUUAUUGAAGUUGCAAAAAGUGUAGGCGAGCUGCAGUGGGCCCAAGGCAUCCAGCAGCCUGUAGAAGAUUUUGUUAAAACCUUAAACUUCGGACUUGUAGAAGUUGUGUAUGAAUGGGCACAAGGCACUUCUUUCAAAGACAUCACAAAUUUAACUUUGGUACAGGAAGGUAUGGUGGUACGUACUAUACAAAGACUUUACGAAACUUGUCGGGAUGUUCGUAACGCUGCAAGGGUAAUCGGGGACCCCACAUUAUUUGAGAAAAUGAAAACCUGUUCAGAACUUAUCAAGCGGGACAUUGUAUUUGCAGCGAGCUUGUACACGCAAUAACCUAGUUUCUGCAUUACAGCAUUAAGGCAAUUAUUCUUAUUUUUCUUUGAAAAUUUCUGAAUUUUGGACUAAGAUCAAACUCUGUUUUACUGUGACGUGAUCUCAAUCUGCCAAUAAAUAUUGAUUGACUUGCUUUUUACUUGCUAUAGGCUCAAUAGAAUAAGUUAUAUUUUGACAAUUGUGUUGUAUUUUUCUAUUUAUUCUCACUUCCCAGUUUAGAAUUUAUUGCAUAAUAUAUAACAUAGCUUCAUAAAGCAUAUUCUGAAUUUUUUUCUAAAUUGGUAACAGUCAAAUCUAAAGCAUUCGGCACCAAAUUAAUUUAUAUGUAUCACAAAUUUUUCUAUUUUAAUUUUUUUUUUUUUUUGAUUUGCAAUUUUUCCAAACAUAUUUUCAUUCAAGGUGAUCCACUUUCUACCCCCACUGAUCUUAGGACUAAGUUCCAUCAUAACUUAAUUAUAUUCCUCAAUUCCUGCCAAUGAAGCUAUAUUUUUCAACGGCUGAUCUAAAACAGCACUAUGCAGCUUUUAAAUCCUGUUUGUUUUAGUUUCUGGUGCUACUAGGUAGUAAAAUUUAUUCCUUCCUUGCA